Sphaeramia orbicularis (orbiculate cardinalfish) is the source of this 2055-nucleotide messenger RNA. It is a transcript of the gene adprhl1, whose product is annotated as ADP-ribosylhydrolase like 1. The record is from RefSeq and is a predicted model, not a curated record. Lineage: Eukaryota; Metazoa; Chordata; Actinopteri; Kurtiformes; Apogonidae. The transcript is spliced from 7 exons. Gene Ontology annotation, biological process: protein de-ADP-ribosylation. Gene Ontology annotation, molecular function: magnesium ion binding; ADP-ribosylarginine-[protein] hydrolase activity. The coding region runs from base 446 to 1522 and encodes 358 amino acids.
UCGAGCUUUUAGGCCACGGAGCCAUGGGGAUUGCCUUUUUAGGAGACACCUGAUCACGGCUCAACUCACCGCCGCCCAACACAAAGAAGCUGAAGCUGAUAACGUGAAGCUUUUGUGUGUGUCUGUAUGCCCACUCUUGGUGCAGAGGGUGUUUGUUUGAGACCACUAAUGGGGGCUUAUUGGAGUUGAGGGUGGGAAGGUCGUAGUGCAUGAAGCUGGAGAAGCAGAGGUUUGAGGUAGAACCAAAUCAAGAAGAAAGGCUAGGAGUCUUCCAGGAUAUUUGCCACCAUUAAUUUGUGAUUAAUUCAGGAAAGUACAGAUCUGCUUGUGUCAUCUGUGGCACUUUAAUUCAAGAGAUUUUUAUUUUAUUUCAUUUAUUUUUUGGUGAUCACCUGAGGGCUCCAGGGUAUCCUUGUUCCUCAUCUGAAGACAAACGCCCAGCAUCAUGGAGAAGUUUAAGGCUGGCAUGGUCCUGGGUGCUGUCGGGGAUGCCUUGGGUUACAGGAAGGGCCGCUGGGAAGGGUGCAUUUCAGGGAAGAAGAUCCAAGAAGAACUGGCAUCUCUGGGAGGUUUGGGGGCUCUGAAACUGGACCCUGAUAACUGGCCCCUAAGUGAUGCAGCACUGAUGCACAUGACCACAGCAGAGGCUCUUAUAACAGAUUACUGGUGUCUAGAGGACCUGUACCGGGAGCUGGUCCGUCUCUACGUUGAAGCCAUGGUGUCUCUGCAAGGCCGAGCCCCUGAUCCUGCCACAGUGGAGGGCUGUGUUCACCUCAAACCUCAUAACUUUCUGCUGGCCUGGCACACACCGUUCAAUGAGAAAGGGUCUGGAUUUGGGGCAGCUGCCAAAGCCAUGUGUGUGGGAAUGAGAUACUGGCAGCCGGAGAGAUUAGACAGCCUGGUGGAGGUCAGCAUCGAGACUGGACGAAUGACCCACAACCACCCCACAGGCUUCCUUGGCUCCCUCACAACAGCACUGUUUGCAUCCUAUGCGAUCCAGGGAAAACCCCCGGUGACGUGGGGCCGUGAGCUCCUGAAAGUCAUCCCAAAAGCUGAGGAGUACUGCAAGAAGACCAUCAGACACAUGGCAGAAUAUCAGGAAAACUGGUUCUACUUUGAGGCCAAGUGGCAGUUUUAUCUGGAGGAGAGGGAGAUAGAGCAGGAAGGACAGAACAAACCUUCAUUCCCUGAUCGCUAUGAUGCUGACGAGACAGAUAAGAUGUAUAAGCGUUGGAGUUCUGAAGGUCGUGCAGGCCGGAGAGGUCAUGACGCCCCUAUGAUCGCCUACGAUGCCCUUCUGGCGGCGGGAAAUGACUGGGCUGAACUGUGUAAACGAGCCAUGUUCCACGGAGGUGAGAGUGAAGCCACAGGCCUGAUUGCAGGAAGUCUCUACGGACUCAUGCAUGGUCUGAACCAGGUUCCUUCAGGACUGUACCAGGAUCUGGACAAAAGAGCACGUCUGGAGGAGCUGGGAGACGCACUUUACAAGGCAGCAUCUGCAGAGAAAUGCAUAGACAAGUAAUCCUGUUCACCACUGGCCUGAACCCUACUGGCUAUCAGAGGAACUGCACUGACUCUAAAACCGCUUCCCUCUGUCCCACACCACCCCCUAGUCCUCAGUGGUAGUACCUCAACAGUCUUAAGUGGCCUCAGUCCUCUCCUCACCUCUCGUUCCCUCCUUGGUUUUACAGUCCACUCUUCUCAGAUCUGCCAUAAACUGGAAACGUAGAAGCAGCUGUCACUGUAGCUGUGUGACUAAAACUAUUAAACUAGUGAAGAAUAUAAAACAGAAAGCAGCUUUCUUCUCUUAAACUAACCUUCAUUAACAUUUAGCUCAUAAUGCUUUAAAGAUAGUUUUAUUUGCCAUUUGUUCACAUUCAGGUACAUAGGAAUUAUUAUGCAGAGGUCUCUCAGAGUGCAAGUAUAGUGUUUCAGAGUAAAUCUGACGAAAGGCUUCUGCAAAAUUUUGUAAAAUGUUUGUUUCUGACGAAGCCCAAAGGAUUUUAACAUACAAUGCUCUCUUUAAUUUGAGCAUAUUUUGUUUCUAUCAAAAAA